Vicia villosa (hairy vetch) is the source of this 2136-nucleotide messenger RNA. RefSeq names its product putative pentatricopeptide repeat-containing protein At1g17630. Bases 13 to 2136 code for a protein of 707 amino acids. The record is from RefSeq and is a predicted model, not a curated record. Gene Ontology annotation, molecular function: protein binding; RNA binding. The transcript has a single exon. Lineage: Eukaryota; Viridiplantae; Streptophyta; Magnoliopsida; Fabales; Fabaceae. Gene Ontology annotation, biological process: RNA modification.
AACUCCAUUGAUAUGAAAAACUUGUUAUCAUCACUCUCAUGUUCCAAACUCACACCUUCAAUCUACAACAACCAUCUUCUCGAUUUCUUCGAUUCUCUUCUUCUUCAACGAUGCUCCACUCUCCAACAAGUUCGUCAAAUCCACACCCAAUUAAUCCUCACAACCGCCCACCAUUCCUCCUUCCUAUCCGCCAGGCUCAUAGCAACAUACGCCCGUUUCGGCUCCAUUUUCGAUGCCCGGAAAGUGUUCAAAACCACCCCAGUUGAGUCUCUUCAAAGCAUUCUCUUAUGGAAUUCCAUUAUUAGAGCCAAUGUAUCUCAUGGGUGUUAUGGAUAUGCGCUUCAACUUUAUGUUCAAAUGCGAAAGUUUGGAUUUUUACCUGAUGGGUUUACUUUGCCUUUGAUUGUUAAGUCGUGUUCUUAUCUUGGGGUUGUUAGGAUUUGUAAGGUUGUUCAUUGUCAUGUUUUGCAAUUGGGUUUUAGGAAUCAUGUUCAUGUGGGGAAUGAAUUGGUGGGUAUGUAUGGGAGAGUUAGGGGAAUGGAGGAUGCGUGCAAAGUGUUUGAUGGAAUGGUUGUGAGAAGUGUUUUGUCGUGGAAUACUUUGGUUUCGGGUUAUGCUUUUAAUCUUGAUUCUGUUGGUGCUUGUGGGAUUUUUAAACGGAUGGAGUUGGAAGGUUUGAAGCCGAAUUAUGUAACUUGGACUUCUCUUUUGUCGAGUCAUGCUAGGUGUGGACUUUGUGAUGAAACUAUGGAGUUGUUUAAGUUGAUGAGAAUGAAGGGGGUUGAGAUUAGCGCUGAAGCUAUAGCUGUGGUAUUGUCUGUGUGCGCUGAUAUGGAGGGAGUUCAAUGGGGGAAAGAAAUUCAUGGGUAUGUUAUUAAAGGUGGUUAUGAAGAUUAUUUGUUUGUGAAAAAUGCUUUGAUAGGGACUUAUGGGAAGAAGCAUGAGCAUCUUGGGGAUGCACAUAAAAUAUUUUCUGACAUAAAGAACAAGAAUUUAGUAAGUUGGAAUGCUUUGAUAUCGUCUUAUGCUGAAUCCGGAUUAUGUGAUGAGGCCUAUGAAGUAUUUUUGCAGCUGGAGAAAUCGAAUGGUUAUCCGGCGGUGAGACCCAAUGUCAUAAGUUGGAGUGCUGUGAUUAGUGGUUUUGCUUCCAAGGGGUGUGGUGAGGAGUCAUUGGAACUGUUUAGACGAAUGCAGCUUGCGAAGGUGAUGCCCAAUUGUGUCACUAUAUCAAGUGUUUUAUCAGUUUGUGCAGAAUUAGCAGCAUUGAACUCUGGCAGGGAGCUCCAUGCUUAUGCCGUUAGGAAUCUCAUGGAUGACAGAAUUUUGGUGGGGAAUGGUCUUAUUAACAUGUAUAUGAAGUGUGGGGUUUUCAAGGAAGCACAUUUAGUAUUUGAUAAUAUCAAGGGUAGAGAUUUAAUCUCAUGGAACUCACUAAUUGGGGGUUAUGGAAUGCACGGGCUUGGUGAGAAUGCUUUAAGAACUUUUGAUGAGAUGAUUAAAACCGGAAUGAGACCAGACAACAUCACAUUUGUUGCUGUUCUAUCUGCAUGUAGUCAUGCGGGUCUUGUUGCUGCGGGUCGCAACCUUUUUGAUCGGAUGGUCGGAGAGUUUAGGAUUGAGCCUAAUGUAGAGCACUAUGCAUGCAUGGUUGAUCUCCUUGGUCGUGCAGGGCUUUUGCAUGAAGCGAGUGAUAUUGUGAAAAACAUGCCGAUUGAACCUAAUGAGUGUGUAUGGGGAGCACUAUUAAACUCAUGUAGAAUGUACAAAGAUACAGAUGUUAUAGAAGAAACAGCAUCACAAAUUCUAGCCCAGAAGUCAGAAAUAACUGGGAGCUUCAUGCUUCUGUCCAAUAUUUAUGCUGCAAGUGAAAGAUGGGAUGAUUCUGCAAGGGUCAGGGUCUCAGCAAAGAAAAAAGGUUUAAAAAAGGUACCUGGUCAGAGUUGGAUUGAGGUGAGAAAGAAGGUAUACACAUUCUCUGCAGGGAAUGUAGUCCAUUUGGAGCAGGGUGAAAUCUAUGCGAUCCUUGAUGAAUUGGCACUUCAAAUGGCGAGUGUAAAUUAUAAUAUCAAUAGUUGCUUUGAUCAACAAUGUAUUUGUGACCAAUCAAAGCUCUUACUGGAAACUGAGAGAGACUAG